This is a messenger RNA of Puccinia graminis f. sp. tritici CRL 75-36-700-3, 2695 nucleotides long. RefSeq lists its product as uncharacterized. Lineage: Eukaryota; Fungi; Basidiomycota; Pucciniomycetes; Pucciniales; Pucciniaceae. The record is from RefSeq and is a predicted model, not a curated record. The transcript is spliced from 4 exons. The coding region runs from base 264 to 2456 and encodes 730 amino acids. Gene Ontology annotation, molecular function: protein binding.
CAAAAGCUCAGACCCUCAACUCUGUGGACUCUCUGUGCGGCAUCCUGCGUGAGGUGGAAAACGCUUCGAUCCCGUCUGCAUCGAUCGCCUGUGAUCGAGAGACUCGCCUUGCGCUACCUUCCUCGAUUUAUCCUUGAAGCUACUGGCCCAAGAGGAAAUAUAAAGAUUUACCGUGCACAUUCUUCUCUAAUUCCAGCGGUUUACAAUCGGAAGAAUCCAGUGUUACCUUCUCCCCUAUCACUCGUCCAGCACUCUCACCUACCAUGGCUCACAUUAUAGCAUGUCCUCGCGGUAUCACACUCCCUUACUCAUCGUUAUUCAACGUUGGUUUGCGUGACACGUCAUCGCGCAAGGCAAAAUCACGGCCGUCUGAAUACUUUUGGAAGAAAGCGAUUAGUGAUUCACCUUCGGAGGCGGUACCACAAGACGACCAAGCCGAAGAAUCCAAUGACGUCUGGCUUGAUUCUCAUGCGCCUGCUCUGAGUGACAGUGAAAAUGAAUCCACCCCAAAAGCCAACAAAUCAGCAGCCGCCAAGCCGAAGAAAAAACGAUUUACGAAGAUCAGAAGAAUUGCUUUCAAGGCGUUUAUCCCCAAAUCAGAUGGCACGAGCCAUCAAAACAACAUUGUGACGAGCACAGAGAUCAUUUGUCGCCAAGAAAAACUUGACGAUUUAGACGAAUAUGGUACUACUACUUCGAAGGCUAGCAAACGGAUGUCGAUUUUCAACUCGUGGAAGUUCAAGUCAAACGGCACCAAGACGCAAGUUCAGAAGAUGGUUGCCAUUCUGAAAACUCGGAUCAGCGCUUCUAGUCCCGCCAAUCAACAACCCAAAACAUGGGAUGAGUAUCACCGUUUCUAUGCCAAUGAACAAAUUGAUGUUCUCAAUCCCCCAUUACCACCAAUGGAGCCAGACGCCGAGGGAGACGUGCCCUCGGCGUUCCAAUCCAGAUUCUACAUGGCUCCUAGACCUGCGAAUGAGCCCGCGCGACAAUUGGUCCUCAACCGGCUUGCGAUCUUGGGACAUAAGGGUUACGACGAGACAGAGGAGGGGAUCGCCAAAUCCAAGAACCGGACCGAGCUGGGCGACAAAUUGAUGGAAGAGGGAAAGAUUCCCAAAAGCCUCGACGAGCCUUGGGAGCGUCGUGAUUCCCUUGUCAGUGAGGCAUCUAGCAUGGGUGUUGACGAGGCCCGAGCCAUGAUCGAUGGUGUAAGAAGCGGGCAUUUGCCCCCCGAGACUCUGGAGCAACAUCCUGUUUUCAGAAAGAUUGUUAAACAGUGUCGGGAACUGUUUGGAACCGCACUUAGCAUGCUAUCCAUUCUUGAUGAUGACCGUCAAAUUUUUUUGGCGGAGUCUGGUUUAGGAGGAAAACGAGACAUUAGUCGUGAUAUUGGUUUUUGUGCACAUACUAUCCUUAGUGGUCGUAAGGGUUUCACGGUCCUCGACACUCACAAAGAUUGGAGAUUUGAGAAUGGCCCGUUGACCCAGAAUUUCGGGUCGAGAUUUUAUGCCGGUGUACCUCUGAUGGCGCCUAACCUGGAUGGAAGCCAAGAAUCUGAGGAGAACGCAUGUCCGAUAGGCACGCUGUGCAUUGUGGAUACUGCUCCUCGAGAGUCGUUCAGUGUGGAGGACCGCAAGAAGCUUGUCUACAUGUCUGAAUACGCACGACGAGAAAUCGAAGCAUGGUUCGCUAAGAAGAUGGAGCAAAAGAUGAAAAAUCUGACAGCUAGUCAAGAUAAUUGGAAUAACGAACUGAAAAGGGUUAUCAGCUCUACAAGUGACGGAGACGAAGUGCUCGAAACCGAGGUCUUGUCCGAUCCUCCAACUUCUCCAGAGCGAACCGCCACCACCUCCAAGCGAGCCAGUUUCAGAAGAUUGGCCAGUAUUAGCUCCAUUUCCACUGCACCCACUUCCCCAUCGUCUCACACAAAUAUGGCUUUGAAGUCUCCGACCAAAACUGGCCCGAGCAUAUUUGAAGACGUUAACGCGGUCGUCAAACCCAAGAUGCGAAAGGUUUUCGAUUUAGCCACGAAGCUGAUCGGCGAAACCUUGGACCUUUCAUUGGUCUAUCUGACUGCUGUUGUUCCUCAUGGCGAAUCAAGCGAAUUGGGCCGCACGUUAAUCAUUUCAGGCCACAACAUUCCUAUCCCGGUUCCAAUCUUCGAUGCCGGACUACACUUACGCGCACUCAGAGCACCUGAGGGUGGUUUCCUCUACCAAAACCCAAGUGUGGAAGAAUCCGAAGAGGCUUCCUUACAACCUAGAGGCUCUGGCACCAAGCCAUAUGCUUCUGCAAUGCUUUUGGCCGUCGGUACCGAAACUCAACCCAAUUCUGGUGGCUUCGUUCUGGCUGGAUAUACUGAUGAUCCCAAAAGGGUUUUUGGCGCCGAGGAUGUGACCUUCAUGAAACAAUUUUCCCAGCAAUUGUCUAGAUAUACCUCACGGUUGCAGCUUUAAGCGCUAGAAACAUCUGUAUCUUGAUCGUAAUGAGGACUCUUUGAUUGUUCAUCCCCCCAAUGAUUCUUAUGUAACCAAUUUACUUUCUUACAUCUAGCGCAAUUCGUCUCAUAAAUUAUUACCGCUCGAGCAUUUUGUUUAGUAAAAAUUGCGUUUCUUCGGCCCAUCUUGUCCCCACAUUUUUUGUUGUUGUUGCUGUUUUUCAUUGUCUCUGUAAUAACAAUUCCGCUUACUCAUUC